GGCAUUGACACGGAGCAUGUUGCUCCAAUGGAAGACUCAUGGGUCACCCAUAUAAUGAAACUUGUGUCACCUCCACUCAAAAUUGGACAAGAAGGAAACAUCUAUAAACUGUCUGAUGAGAUUAGAGAGGACUAUCUGCUGAGUGUCAAGAAAGCUAUUGUUGACUUCGUGUUGAAAGAUCCUAGACAGAAAGAUGAGGAAGAAUCUGUGGACGAGAGCCUAGAACACAGACAGGAGUUAAAGCAGGUACCAAAGCCAUGGUUCCGAGAAUUUCUGUAUGCAAGAAAUGCCAUGAAGGAGAAGCUUAAUGUGAUAAACCCGUGCAUGGCUGCUGUACUGGCAUUGUGGCAUGACAAAUAUAGAUAUCUGAGACUAGUAAACAAAGAUGAAAUGCAACUUGUGAGUUCAGCCGUGGAGCUUCCCACAUUCCAGCACACUGCAGCCAGGCAGUUGGAACUUGGAAAGGAGGGGCUAAUGAAGAAUUGGUUUCCUGAAGUGCAGAACAUAUUCUAUAAAGGCAACAAGAGGAAGCAGGUUCCCUCACAUCUCCGAAGGCUCAAACUGGAGUCGUUCUUCAACUGUGCAGCCACUCUGAUGACAUCCAACCUGCAGAGUUUGGUUCUGGAGUCUAUCAAUGACUUCACAUCAAUGAUAGUUGAUUGUCACAGCAAAGAGACGAACCAUAUCAGCUUCAUCAUUCGUCUGAUAUUAGAAACCAGUGGGGUGAAAUUUGAGCCUGAGUUUGAAAACUUCGAAGCAGUUUUGAUGAACGUUUAUGAGAUGAUGUUGACAGCUGUGGAAAUUGUUCCUAGAGUGGAGUCAAAAUUGCUGCCAGAGUCUGCUGUGUCUCAGACAGGAAACCUCAAGCCAGUGAUUUUACCCGAAAUUGUCAUGAAUGCUAAAACAUGCAUGAGAGAUGCAAUUGAGAAGGGAAUGGCUGGACCUCUGCAACAUGCUGCACUCUAUGAAAAGUACAACUUCAUCAUCACAAACAAGGCAGAGAUGGAGGUUCAGAAGUUCAUAUCUGAGAACCACACCUUCGAAGAGUUCAGCAAGCUCGUGUCACAAUUCAAGAGCUUACAGGAAGAGAUAAUGUACACAUGCUUCCCGGUUGUACAAUAUGGAAUGUUUGAAGUACACUGUGACGAGCUGAUCCAUGCUCUAGCAUGCAGGGCAGAAGCCCUUGCAAACACUCUUCUUGUCAAGAUGUCACGUGAUCACCAAGCAGCUAAUCAGCGGUUGUGCGACCAGUAUGAGGCAAUUGCAAAUAAAGCUCUCACCACACCAGCUAACACUGCUGAAUUAAUUGAACAGAAGGAAUUUACACGAAAAGUAGAGACCGAGACCAUCUUUGAGCUCGAGAAGGAGUUGCUAGAGGCAAAGGCGAGGAUGCUAUUUCUCUCUGAUUUGAGUACAUUCACACCAUCUGAAAUUCGACUAAACAACAGCACGUUCCUGUGGAAUGGUCGACUAGAAGAGAUCUUUGAGGAAAAUCGGAAGAUUUGUGAAGAUAAGAAAGCUCACUAUGAAGAGAACCUCAAGCUUCGUAGAGAACGGUUCAUCGAGGAGCUAGAUGGCUACCGCAAGCAGUUACAGGAGUUCCAAACAUAUGGCGACAUGAGUGAGAUUCACAAGUACUGUAAGAAAGCACAGAGUCUUGAUGCUAAGCUAAAGACUGCAGCUGAGAAGAUCGAGGCUUUUAAUACUGAAGAGGAAGCAUUUGGUUGGGAUUUGACAACCUACCCUGCAAGACAAGAACUAGUGCAAAUGCUACAGCCAUAUAUGAAAUUGUAUGACACUGCUGUAGAAUUUGGAACCAAAUACAGAGAGUGGAUGGAUGGACCAAUGGAUGCAGUAGUGCCAGAUAUGGUGGAACAAGAGGUUGGCAAUUACUGGAGAACCAUGUACAAACUAGAGAAGGGAUUCACAGACAUUCCUGCUGCUAAGAAGAUUUCACAAAAGGUCCGCCGUAAGAUGGAUGAUUUCAAGCAGCACCUACCUCUCAUUUCUGCACUCUUCAACCCUGGUAUGAGGGAUCGCCACUGGGAUCUAGUGUCAGAGGUCAUCGGAAUACCCUUCAAGCCUGAUGAAGACACAUGCUUGUCAAAGCUUGUAGAUAUGAACCUAGAGGCAUACAUUACCAAGUUUGAAGCUGUUAGUGAAGCAGCCAGCAAAGAGUACUCUUUGGAGAAAGCAAUGGAGAAAAUGAAGAUUGAGUGGGAUGAUGUGGAGUUUGGAGUGGUAGCCUACAGGGAAACAGGCACCUAUAUUCUCUCAUCAGUGGAUGACAUUCAGAUGCUACUAGAUGACCAGAUAGUCAAGACACAAACAAUGAGAGGUUCACCAUUCAUCAAGCCAUUUGAAGCUGAAAUCAAGGAGUGGGAAGCAACAUUGCUGCUACUACAGGAAAUUCUAGAUGAGUGGCUAAAAGUACAGGCAACUUGGCUCUAUCUAGAACCGAUUUUCAGCUCACCUGAUAUUAUGGCUCAGAUGCCAGAGGAAGGAAGACGGUUUAGCACAGUGGAUAAGAAUUGGCGAGACAUCAUGAAGGCUGCGCAUUUGGACAAAAGGGUUCUCGCUGUUGUAAAGAUCGACUCGAUACUGGAAAAAAUGCAGAAGUCAAACGAAUUGCUGGAACUGAUUCUCAAGGGGUUGAAUGAAUACCUGGAGAAGAAGAGACAAUACUUCCCCAGAUUCUUCUUUUUGUCUAACGACGAACUGCUGGAAAUCUUGUCUGAGACAAAAGAUCCUACCAGAGUACAGCCCCAUUUGAAGAAGUGCUUUGAGGGAAUUGCUAACCUCGAGUUCACAGAGCUGUUGGACAUCACACAUAUAAAAAGCAGUGAAGACGAGAUAGUUGAGCUGAAAGAUGUCAUCUCAACAUCAAAGGCCCGGGGUCAGGUUGAGAAGUGGCUGCUAGAACUUGAAGUCGAUAUGUUACAGAGCAUCCACAAGGUGACAGGCGAAGCUCUAGAAGCAUAUGCCAAAGUGCCAAGGAGUGAGUGGGUAGUGCAGUGGCCAGGUCAGGCAGUGUUGUGUGUGUCACAGAAGUACUGGACAAGCGAUGUGCACAAGGCCAUUCGGGAUGGACAGAAGGCACUAGAUGAUUAUCUGCAGCAGAACAAUGAGCAGAUUCAUACCAUUGUGAUGAUGGUGCGAGGCAAGCUGUCUAAGCAGAACAGAACUACACUGGGGGCACUGGUAGUCUUGGAUGUGCAUGCUCGUGAUGUAUUGUCAUCGAUGGUCAAGAACGGUGUCUCUGACGAGAAUGACUUUGAGUGGUUAAGCCAACUGAGAUACUACUGGGAGGAUGGAAAUAUUAUGACCAAGAUGAUCAAUUCACAGUUGCCGUAUGGCUAUGAAUACCUGGGUAAUUCUGGCCGGCUGGUAAUCACUCCACUCACGGAUAGGUGUUACAGAACUUUGUUUGGGGCACUGCACUUGCAUUUGGGCGGCGCUCCUGAGGGCCCAGCUGGAACUGGAAAAACUGAGACAACGAAGGAUUUGGCCAAAGCUGUUGCGAAACAAUGUGUUGUCUUUAACUGCUCAGAUGGGUUGGACUACAUCGCACUUGGGAAAUUCUUCAAGGGCUUGGCAUCAUGCGGAGCUUGGUCAUGUUUUGACGAGUUCAAUCGCAUAGACCUAGAAGUAUUGUCUGUGGUGGCACAGCAGAUUCUAACCAUUCAACGAGCGAUCCUUGCUGGAGCUGAAACUCUGAUGUUUGAGGGAACGUUGCUGAAACUGAACCCGAUGUGUGCAGUGUUCAUCACCAUGAACCCUGGUUAUGCGGGACGCUCAGAAUUACCUGAUAACCUGAAGGCACUUUUCAGAUCUGUUGCCAUGAUGGUUCCAGACUAUGCACUAAUCUCUGAGAUUGUGCUCUACAGUUGUGGAUUUGUCAGUGCUAGACCACUCUCAGUCAAGAUUGUGGCUACGUACAGGCUGUGUUCAGAGCAACUAUCCUCACAGAGUCAUUAUGACUAUGGUAUGCGAGCUGUCAAAUCUGUUCUCACUGCUGCCGGAAACCUAAAGCUGAAAUAUCCUGAUGAGAAUGAAGAUAUACUAAUUCUGCGCUCUAUCAAAGAUGUGAACCUUCCAAAGUUCUUGCAGCAUGACCUACCAUUGUUUGCUGGCAUUACAAGUGACCUCUUUCCUGGUAGCGUUCUUCCACAGCCUGACUACGAAGUCUUGAAUGAGGCUAUCAGAGAGAACUGUGAUAAGAUGAACCUGCAGUGUACAGAUGUUUUCCUAGAGAAGAUACAGCAGAUUUAUGAGAUGAUGAUUGUUCGUCAUGGGUUCAUGAUAGUGGGCGAUCCAUUUGGAGGCAAGACAAGUGCUUACCGUGUGCUAGCUGCUGCACUGGCUGACAUCAAUCACAAGGGUUUGAUGGAUGAGAACAAAGUGCAGAUAACUGUGAUCAACCCCAAAUCAAUCACCAUGGGACAGCUGUAUGGUCAGUUUGACCCUGUGUCACACGAGUGGUCUGAUGGCAUUCUUGCUGUUAGCUACAGAGCAUUUGCAACAUCGACAACACCUGAUCGCAAGUGGUUGAUUUUUGAUGGACCAGUCGAUGCAAUAUGGAUAGAAAACAUGAACACUGUACUGGAUGACAACAAGAAACUGUGUCUCAUGAGCGGGGAGAUCAUCCAAUUGGCUGCUACCACUAACCUGAUAUUUGAACCUAUGGAUCUAGAGGCUGCAUCUCCUGCAACGGUGUCUCGCUGUGGUAUGAUCUACAUGGAACCGUCGUCGCUAGGAUGGCGCCCUCUGCUGAAGAGUUGGCUCAACACGCUUCCACCCACAUUGAAUGACCUGCACAAAGAAACGCUGAAUAACAUGUUUGAACGAUUUGUUGACCCAAUUCUGCAUUUCAUCAGAAAAGUUGGGAAGGAGCUGGCACCGACAACUGAUGCUAACCUGGUUCACUCGCUGAUGAAUCUCAUUGAUGCCCAGAUGGAUGAGUUUAGAGAUGAAGCCGUGUUCAGCAAGCUCACUGAGCAGCAGGUCUCAUCGUGGAUCGAGGGAAUCUUUCUGUUUUCCUGCAUUUGGUCUCUUGGAAGUAGCAUAGAUGACAGGGGCCGGGAAAAGUUUGACUGUCUGUUCAGAGAGUUGAUUAAGGGUGGCAUGAGUGAAGAGACAAGAAAGAGUAUGUCCUUUCCUAACCUUGUUGCAGCACCAAAUACCCCCUACACAAGUGUUAUACCAGAGGCAGGACGAGUGUACAACUACAAUUUUGUAAAAGAGGACAACGGCUGUUGGAGGAGAUGGGCAGAACAGUUGAAAGAUGUCCCGCCCAUUCCCAAGGAUGCGGUGGUUAAUCAGAUCAUUGUGCCGACUGUAGACACGGUGCGCUACUCGGCAUUAAUGGAGAUGCUAGUCACUCAUCAAAUGCCAGUUCUAUUUGUUGGCCCAACUGGAACUGGAAAAUCUAUUUACAUCAGUGACUUCUUGCUAAAUAAGCUUGACAAAGAAGUCUACAAGCCUGUGUGCAUCAACUUCUCUGCUCAGACAAGUGCUAACCAAACGCAGGACAUCAUUAUGUCAAAGCUGGACAAGAGGAGGAAAGGUGUGUUUGGACCACCUAUGGGAAAGAAAACGGUCGUAUUUGUGGAUGAUCUUAACAUGCCAAUACGGGAGACGUAUGGAGCACAGCCUCCAAUAGAACUGUUGAGGCAGUGGCUAGAUCAUUGGAACUGGUAUGACCGUAAAGACUGCUCUACAAUCAACCUUGUAGAUGUCCAAGUCAUUGCUGCUAUGGGACCCCCAGGUGGUGGUAGAAACGUGAUUACACCACGGUUCCUGCGCCACUUCAACUGCAUCACUAUCAACGAGUUUGAUGAUGAAUCGAUGGAAACGAUCUUUGCGAAAAUCAUGGCAUGGCAUGUUGAAACCAGAGGAUUCAGCAAGAACUUUCAAACGUGCGUUACACAGUUAGUCACUGGCACACUUGAUGUGUACAAGGAGUCGAUGGCUAACCUGCUACCCACCCCAGCCAAGUCUCACUACCUGUUCAAUCUCCGAGAUUUCGCUCGAGUGAUUCAAGGAGUUUUGCUGUCUGUUCCUGAGACAAUGGAUGAUGCAGAUGCAAUGCGUAGACUCUGGGUUCAUGAGGUGUUCAGAGUGUAUUAUGAUCGCCUCGUGGAUGACCACGACAGAGAUUGGCUAUUCAACUGUGUGAGGAAUGUCACUAAAGAGACGCUUAGUACAGACUUUGAUCAACUGUUUGCUUCACUGGAUGCUGAUGCUGAUGGGAAAGUACACGAGUCUGACAUGAGAGCACUGCUGUACUGUGACUUCUCAGAUCCAAAGAGCAACAGCAAACAUUACAUGGAGGUGCAUGAUUUAGACAAGCUGAGAGUGGUGGUCGAAGGAUAUCUGGAGGAAUUCAACAAUAUGAGCAAAAAGCCAAUGAACCUUGUCAUGUUUAGGUUUGCAAUUGAACAUGUUGCCCGCAUAUCACGCAUCUUGAAGCAGCCAAGAAGUCACGCAUUGUUGGUGGGAAUCGGUGGUUCUGGCCGACAGUCCCUUACUCGCCUUGCAGCUCAUAUGGCUGAUGCCAACCUGUGCCAGGUUGAGAUUGGCAAAGGUUACACGUCAGUGGAAUGGAGAGAAGAUCUGAAGAAAAUUAUUCGCCAGUCUGCAGUAGGAGACCAGGAUGCUGUCUUUCUGUUUGCUGACUCACAGAUAAAAGAGGAAUCUUUUCUGGAAGAUAUUAACAACCUGCUGAAUGCUGGGGAAGUACCAAACCUGUUUGCUCUGGAUGAGAAGCAAGAAAUAUGUGAAAGAAUGCGUCAGAUUGACAAACAAAAAGAGAAAUGCAAACAGACAGAUGGGACGCCUAUUGCCCUCUUCAACAUGUUCAUUCAGAGAGUUCGAGACCAGUUGCACAUCGUGUUGGCUAUGAGCCCAAUUGGUGAUGCAUUUAGAAAUCGGCUACGAAAGUUUCCUUCACUUGUCAACUGCUGCACUAUAGACUGGUUCCAGCCCUGGCCAGAGGAUGCUUUAGAGGCAGUGGCAACCCGCUUCUUGGAGGAUGUAGAGAUGGAAGAAGACACUAGACAAGGCUGCAUUGUCAUGUGCAAAAGAUUUCACACCAGCACGCAGCAACUGUCUAACAGAUUUCAUCAGGAGUUGGAAAGGCACAACUACGUGACACCAACCUCAUACCUUGAGCUCAUAAAUACGUUCAAGGUGCUAUUGGAUAAAAAUCGAGGGGAAGUGAUGAAGGCAAAGCGCAGAUAUGAGAUAGGUUUAGAGAAGCUCCACUCUGCUGCCUCACAAGUGUCCACCAUGCAGGAAGAACUGACAGCCCUCCAGCCCCAGCUGGUUGUAGCCAGCAAAGAAGUGGAUGAGAUAAUGGUCAUAGUAGAGAAGGACUCUAUUGAGGUGGCCAAAGUAGAAAAGGUUGUGAAAGCAGAUGAAGCAGUGGCCAACCAGCAAGCCAGCGCAGCCAAAGCCAUCAAAGAUGAAUGUGAUGCUGACCUUGCUGAAGCCAUACCCAUCCUGAAUGGGGCCUUAUCUGCACUCAACACCCUUACACAGAACGACAUCACAAUGGUGAAAUCUAUGAAGAGCCCACCAGCUGGUGUGAAACUUGUCAUGGAAGCCAUCUGUAUUCUCAAAUUAUCCAAACCAGAUAGGAUCCCCGACCCUUCUGGUUCAGGGAAAAAAAUUGAAGAUUACUGGGGGCCCUCAAAGCGACUUCUUGGUGACAUGAAGUUCCUAGAUUCAUUGUCUACAUAUGACAAAGACAACAUUCCAGGGCCAGUUAUCAAGGUGAUUCGUACGAAGUACUGCACAAAUCCUGAUUUUGAUGCAGAUAAGAUUAAAUCAGCCUCCACUGCUGCUGAAGGUUUGUGCAGGUGGGUCCUUGCAAUGGAAGCUUAUGACCGUGUCGCCAAAGUAGUCGCACCGAAAAAGCUGGCCCUGGCAGGAGCAGAGCAGGAACUGGCUACAGCCAUGGCUGCUCUAGAGAAGAAGCGUGCAGCCCUGAAAGAGGUUCAAGAUAAACUCAAGGUGCUUGAGGAAACACUGGAGGAAAAUAAGCGCAAGAAAGCUCAUUUAGAAACCCAAGUAGAUCUGUGUAGCAAGAAGCUAGAUCGUGCCGAGAAGCUCAUCGGUGGCCUUGGUGGUGAGAAGGAUCGGUGGAAUCAGUCAGCGAAGGAAUUGAGCGAAAGGUACCUGAACCUGACUGGUGAUGUACUAAUCUCAGCCGGCGUGGUAGCGUACCUUGGUGCGUUCACCUCUGGAUAUAGACAAGACCAGGUGACUGAGUGGAUAUCUGUCUGCAAGCAGCUGCGCAUCCCGUGCAGUGAUGGGUUCUCCCUCAGGGAUACACUGGGUGAACAGGUGGCAAUCAGGGCCUGGAAUAUUGCUGGCUUGCCUACUGACAGCUUUUCUGUUGACAAUGGAAUUAUCAUCAGCAAUUCGCGCCGCUGGCCACUGAUGAUUGACCCUCAGGUGACCUUGUUAAACUUCAUGAUCACUCCAGACGGACUUGGUGAUCAGCUGUUAGGGAUCGUGGUGGCCAGAGAGAGGCCUGAGUUAGAAGAAGAGAAAAGUGCACUUAUUAUACAGAGUGCUGAUAAUAAAAGGCAGUUGAAAGAGAUCGAAGACAGGAUUUUGGAGGUACUGUCAUCCUCAGAAGGCAAUAUCCUUGAGGACGAAACUGCCAUUAAAGUGUUGUCAUCAUCAAAGGUCCUUGCAAAUGAGAUAUCGGAAAAGCAGGCUAUUGCAGAAGAGACAGAGAGGCUAAUUGAUCAGACUCGCAUGGGCUACAAACCAAUUGCUGUUCAUUCCUCGAUUCUGUUCUUCUCAAUUGCUGAUCUUGCAAACAUUGAGCCCAUGUAUCAGUACUCACUACCAUGGUUCAUUGGACUCUUCAUCAUGUCCAUUGACAACUCUGAGCGGAGUGAUGAUUUAGCAACAAGACUGGAGAAUCUCAAGGAUUAUUUCACCUAUUCCCUCUACUGCAAUGUGUGCCGGUCAUUGUUUGAGAAGGACAAGCUGCUGUUUUCCCUGCUCCUGUGCAUUAACCUACUGACUGCAAGAGGGGAGGUGCACAAUGAUGAGUGGAAAUUCCUGUUGACGGGUGGCGUAGGACUCGAUAAUCCACACUCAAACCCAGCUAUCUGGCUUCCAUCCAAGGCAUGGGAUGAGCUCUGUAGGCUGGAUGAGCUGCCAGCAUUUAACUCAAUCAGGAAAACAUUCAUCCCGCUCAGGGAAGCCUGGAAAUCCAUCUACGAUAGUGUGGAGCCACAGUUUGAAGUCCUCCCUGGAGAAUGGGAUGACAAACUUGAUAUGUUCCAGAAACUUCUAGUGCUCAGGUGCAUUAGACCUGACAAGAUAGUGCCAGCAGUGCAGGAAUUUGUCAGUAACAGGCUUGGGAAGAGGUUUAUUGAACCACCACCAUUCGACCUUCCAAAGACCUUCCAGGACAGCCACUGCUGCACUGCUAUCAUCUUUGUACUGUCUCCUGGAGCAGAUCCAACCGCAUCACUUCUCAAAUUUGCUGAUGACAUGGGAUUUGGAGGUGCAAAGCUCAACUCCUUGUCACUUGGUCAAGGUCAAGGACCAAUUGCUAUUAAACUGAUUGAACAAGGUGUAAAGGAUGGUUCAUGGGUGGUUCUUCAAAACUGUCAUCUGGCAGUGUCAUGGAUGUCAACACUGGAGAAGAUCUGUGAGGAACUCACCCCUGAGACAACUCAUCCAGACUUCCGGCUCUGGCUCACAAGCUAUCCAUCUGAGAACUUCCCAGUGUCGGUGUUGCAGAAUGGUGUGAAAAUGACGAAUGAACCUCCGAAAGGACUGAGAGCUAAUGUUAUCCGAUCCUACCUUAGUGACCCAAUAUGCGAGGCCGAGUUCUUCCAGGGCUGUACAAAGCCUACAGCCUUUAAGCCUCUGCUGUAUGGGCUGUGCUUCUUCCACGCAUUAGUGCAGGAGCGAAGGAAGUUUGGUCCUAUCGGCUGGAAUAUUCCCUAUGAGUUUAACGAGACGGACCUGAGGAUUAGUGCCCAGCAACUGCUCAUGUUCCUUAAUCAGUACGAGGAGAUACCGUACGAUGCGAUCCGCUACCUAACUGGCGAGUGUAACUAUGGUGGCAGAGUCACCGAUGACUGGGAUCGACGUACGCUUAUGACGCAGCUGAAUCGCUUCUACUGCAAUGGCAUGCUCUCAACCAGCUACAAUUUCGAACCAAGUGGAGUGUUUCACGCCCCACCAGAUGGAGAUUAUGAUAGCUACAUCACGUACACACGCAGCCUCCCAAUAGUCACUCCACCAGGUGUAUUUGGCAUGCAUGCUAAUGCUGACAUCACUAAAGAUCAGGCAGAAACAAAGCAGAUGUUUGACAACAUCAUGCUGACUCAGAUCAAGGUGGCAGAUGGAUAUCGGGCAAAAGCAUCUUCAGCAGGAGGAAAAUCCAGUGAUCAGGUUGUCUCUGAAGUGGCAACCGACAUUUUAGCAAAAUUACCACCGAAUUUCGACACUGACUCAGUGCUCCGCAAAUAUCCAACACAAUACACACAGAGUAUGAACACCGUGCUCGUGCAGGAGAUGGGAAGGUUUAACAAGCUCCUCUCCACUGUACGCUCAAGUCUCAUCAACAUACAAAAGGCCAUUAAGGGUCUUGUUGUGAUGUCAUCAGAGCUAGAAGAAGUGUUUGUGAGUAUUCUUAAGGGCAAAGUGCCAGGCAUGUGGAUGAAAAAGAGUUACCCAUCAUUGAAACCCCUUGGAAGCUAUGUCAGUGAUUUUCUGGCUCGUCUGAAGUUCCUCCAGGACUGGUGUGAUGAUGGACCUCCCAGUGUGUUCUGGUUGUCUGGCUUCUAUUUCACCCAAGCCUUCCUCACCGGAGCUCAACAGAACUACGCAAGGAAGUACACCAUUCCCAUUGACCUGCUGGCAUUUGACUACGAAAUUCUGGAGGACCGGGAGUACACGAAUGCACCGGAGGAUGGCGUCUACAUUAAGGGAUUGUUUGUUGAUGGAGCCAGGUGGGACCGCAAGGCUGGGCAUCUUGCUGAAUCUAUGCCAAAGGUUCUUUAUGAUCCCAUGCCAGUGAUGUGGCUCAAGCCAAUAAAACGAAGCGAUAUUGUUGAUCGACCCAGCUACCUAGUACCUGUGUAUAAGACAAGUGAGCGCAGAGGCACACUUUCAACCACAGGCCAUUCUACCAACUUUGUCAUCUCCAUGAGGAUUCCCUCCAACAUGCCUGAAGCACACUGGGUCUGCCGUGGAGUUGCUCUGCUUUGCCAGCUAGACAACUAAAAUAUGUACAUUACAGCAGCAGUAAUGUACAUAAGGUUUAGCUUCUAUGUAAUCAGUCAGAUAAGAAUCAUCAGAUGUGGUGUACAAACUAGGGCACUCACUGAUCAUAGGGGAUGAUCCUUCUAUGAAUCUGCUGGAAUUUAAUUACAAGUGGUUUUCAGUAUAACAAGCUUUAAAGUCUGGUCUUUAUAAAAUAAUAUAAGGAGUGAAUAAAAACAAAUUCAACAACAAAAAAUGUUUUUAUUCACUCCUAAUAAUAGUUUUUGUUACUACAAAUAAAUUUAUUUGUGUAUAAUAUCAUUUAAAACUACCAUAAUUCAAGAAAUAAAACCGUGUUACACAAGAAAAGAUAACAGUAAGCUGUCAAAAUAUCUAAUCGUCAUUAGUAUAUAUUAGCCGAAAUUGGUAUUAUUUUAUAAGUGUUGUCGUAUUACCAAAUAUGAAUAAAUAAUAUAUGACAAGUAAGUACAAA
Molecule: messenger RNA, 11737 nt
Organism: Priapulus caudatus
Lineage: Eukaryota; Metazoa; Priapulida; Priapulimorpha; Priapulimorphida; Priapulidae
Product: dynein heavy chain 7, axonemal-like
Exons: 78
Coding region: 28-11265 (3745 amino acids)
Biological process (GO): microtubule-based movement
Cellular component (GO): dynein complex
Molecular function (GO): dynein intermediate chain binding; minus-end-directed microtubule motor activity; calcium ion binding
Source: RefSeq, a predicted model, not a curated record